Oikopleura dioica is the source of this 315-nucleotide messenger RNA. NCBI's taxonomy places the organism in Eukaryota, Metazoa, Chordata, Appendicularia, Copelata, Oikopleuridae. The record is from the annotation of a GenBank genome assembly.
AUGCUGACAAAAGGCGCGCUUGAACCGUCAGACGGACCAGCUUUGAGCGAAGAACAGAGGCAGAAGCUGCGACAGCUAAAAGUCGACACACAAAAGCGAGACGAAGCUUAUAUUCGAGAGCACCCAGAACUGGACCGAAUGUGCUCCGAGUUCCUGCGCGACAUUUCUCACAAACGACCAACUGACACUACCGCGUUCGCCGCGGCCUGGUUCACCAACGCAAAUCUCCAAUCCCACAUCGAGAAGAAGAUGCAAGAGAAAAAGCCAGAUCGUGACUUCGAAUUCGUCAAAGACGUUCCCAACUUGAAACUUUAA